Messenger RNA from Oncorhynchus mykiss (rainbow trout), 9909 nucleotides. Lineage: Eukaryota; Metazoa; Chordata; Actinopteri; Salmoniformes; Salmonidae. The record is from RefSeq and is a predicted model, not a curated record.
CAGGGAGUCGAGGGGCCUGACGCGAGCUUCAGGGGUGCCGAGCUUUUUAAAAACCUGUCCUGCCUAGAGCUUCAUUUAGCUACUCAAGUGUAACGGACAUCACCAAGCAGGUUGCCGCCGCCGACUUCGUAGGGCUACUAGCGGUCCUGUCCACAGACAACGCCUUCAUCUUUCUACAGUCUAUUCUUCUUCCGUGCCAAGGUGUCUAUUCGGAUGCAGCAACCACUUUUUUCACAAUUCUGAUAAAUUUAAAGCCAGGAGACCGUCCACAUUGGAAACGAUAAACGGAUUAUUUAAUUAAUCCCAUUGACAGACUGCUUGGUUUGACAAACUCCACUCCCAUCACAAGUACAAACGAAAAUCUCGUUUACUUAUUUUUCCUAGUUUUACAACUUUUUUCGCGGCCAAUGCUUGGCACUGGCCCGCAAUAAACUGUUUUUUUCUUUCUUUCCACGCUCCCUUGCGUGCCGUAACGUUCACACACUGGCCCCACUGAAUGUGGUAUAAAAAGGGCACGGAAACCGACAACAUGAUGAGCAAUAAUACGUACUACGAGCAGCAGCAGCCGCCGCAGUACUACAAGAGUACGGACAACGGGGACGACGAGGAAGAGAUGCCGGCUACGGAGAAGGACCUCGCUGAGGAUGCGCCCUGGAAGAAAAUACAACAGAACACCUUCACCAGGUGGUGCAACGAGCACCUCAAGUGCCUCAACAAGCGGAUCAACGACCUACAGAAAGACCUGACCGACGGGCUCAAGCUCAUCGGUCUUCUGGAGGUUUUGAGCCAGAAGAAAAUGUACAGAAAGUACCACGCCAGACCUAACUUCAGACAAAUGAAACUGGAAAAUGUGUCCGUUGCGCUGGAAUUCUUGGAGAGAGAACACAUAAAGCUGGUAUCGAUAGACAGUAAGGCCAUCGUGGAUGGGAACCUGAAGCUUAUCCUGGGUCUGAUCUGGACUCUGAUCCUGCACUACUCCAUCUCAAUGCCCAUGUGGGAGGACGAGGACGAUGAGGACGCCAAGAAGCUGACCCCCAAGCAAAGGCUGCUGGGAUGGAUCCAGAACAAGGUGCCCCAGCUGCCCAUCAACAACUUUCACCGAGACUGGAGGGACGGCAAGGCCCUGGGAGCCCUGGUUGACAACUGUGCCCCAGGCCUGUGUCCUGACUGGGAGACGUGGGAUCCUAGCCAGCCUGUGGAGAAUGCCAGGGAGGCCAUGCAGCAGGCUGACGACUGGCUCGGAGUGCCCCAGGUGAUAGCCCCUGAGGAAAUAGUGGAUCCCAAUGUGGACGAGCACUCGGUGAUGACCUACCUGUCCCAGUUUCCCAAGUCCAAGCUGAAGCCUGGUGCCCCGCUGCGCUCCAAGACUCUGCACCCCAAGAAGGCCAAGGCCUAUGGACCAGGUAUUGCGCCCAGAGGUAACAUGGUGCUGAAGCCGGCUGAGUUCAUCGUGGAGACAGUGGAGGCGGGGCUAGGGGAGGUGCUGGUCUAUGUGGAGGACCCAGAGGGACACACAGAGGAGGCCAGAGUGAUCCCCAACAAUGACAAGAACAGGACGUACUCUGUCAUCUACCUGCCCAAAGUGGAGGGCCUUCACAAGGUGAAGGUGCUUUUCGCUGGGCAGGACAUAGACAGGAGUCCCUUCGUGGUGAGUGUGUCCAAAGCCAUGGGAGACCCCAACAAGGUGCAGGCCAGAGGACCAGGACUGGAGCCUGUAGGCAACGUGGCUAACAAGCCUACCUACUUCGACAUCUACACAGCAGGUGCCGGUGCUGGAGACGUGGGUGUAAUCAUCGUGGACUCCCAGGGCAGAAGAGACACCGUGGAGAUCAUUCUGGAAAACAAGGGGGACAGUAUUUUCCGUUGCACCUAUUGCCCUAUCCUGGAGGGGUCUCAUGUUAUCUAUGUGACGUUUGCUGGGCAGCAGAUACCCAGAAGCCCUUUCACCGUCCACAUCUCAGAGGCUCCACCGAGCUCCCUGCCCCCCGGCUCUCCGGUGCAGAUAGUGCCCCAGUCCAUACGCACCCCACCCACAGACAAGGCCAAGAGAGUGCCCCCCCCAACACCGCCCAAACCCAGGCGACCAACCAGCAACCCCAACGUGUGCCGGGCCUCAGGGAGAGGUCUCCAGCCUAAGGGGGUGAGGGUGAAAGAGGUGGCCGACUUCAAGGUCUACACCAAGGGUGCCGGCAGCGGAGAGCUCAAGGUCACCGUCAAGGGGCCAAAGGGACUAGAGGAGCCUGUGAAGGUGCGUGAUGCGGGAGAAGGGGUGUAUGAGUGUGACUACUACCCCAUCAUGACUGGCAAAUAUACCAUCACCAUCACCUGGGGCGGACAGACCAUCCCACGCAGCCCGUUCGAGGUGGUGGUGAGUGAGGACGUGGGGCCCCAGAAGGUGAGGGCGUGGGGGCCGGGCCUGGAGACAGGCAUGGUGGGGAAGUCAGCUGACUUUGUGGUGGAGGCCAUCGGCACAGAGGUGGGAACUCUGGGUUUCUCCAUCGAGGGCCCGUCGCAGGCUAAGAUAGAGUGUGAUGAUAAGGGCGACGGGUCAUGUGAUGUACGUUACUGGCCCACGGAGCCUGGUGACUACGCUGUUCACGUCAUCUGUGACGACGAGGACAUCAAGGACAGCCCCUUUAUGGCCCACAUCCUCCUCACAGCCAAUGACGUGUUCCCUGAGAAGGUGAAGAGCUAUGGCCCAGGUCUGGAACCGAUUGGCUGCAUUGUCAACAAACCAGCAGAGUUCACCAUUGAUACAAGUAGAGCCGGCAGGGGCCAGCUGAAGAUAUACGCCCAGGAUGCAGAGGGCUUCCCCAUAGACAUCCAGAUCACAGAGAACGGAGACAGCACCUUCCUCUGUGUCUACAUUCCCACCAAGCCCAUCAAACACACCAUCAUUAUCACCUGGGGAGAGGUCAACGUCCCCAACAGUCCCUUCAGGGUGACCAUCGGAGAGGGCAGCCACCCAGAUAAUGUGAAGGUGUACGGUCCAGGUGUGGAGAAGUCAGGUCUGAAGGCCAACGAGCCCACCUACUUCACUGUGGACUGCAGCGAGGCAGGACAAGGGGAUGUCAGUAUUGGCAUCAAGUGUGCUCCCGGCGUGGUUGGUCCGGCAGAGGCUGACAUCGACUUUGACAUCAUCAAGAACGACAACGACACGUUCACAGUGAAGUACAUGCCCCCCGGCCCCGGACGCUACACCAUCAUGGUGCUGUUCGCUGACCACGAAAUACCCAUCAGCCCUUUCAGAAUCAAGGUGGACCCCUCUCAUGACGCUAACAAGGUGAGGGCGGAGGGACCCGGACUCAACAAGACAGGUGUGGAGGUAGGUAAGCCCACCCACUUCACCAUCUACACCAAGGGAGCGGGCAAGGCCAAGCCUGAAGUGCACUUCACCGGAGCAGCCAAAGGGGACGCUGUCCGAGACUUUGAGAUCAUUGACAACCAUGACUACUCCUACACCGUGCGCUACACUGCAGUGCAACAGAGUAACAUGUCUAUCUCAAUCUGCCACGGCGGUGACCCCAUUCCCAAGAGCCCCUUCAACAUCACUGUGGCGCCGCCCCUUGACCUCAACAAGGUCAAAGUUCAGGGGUUGAACAACAAGGUCGACGUUGGGAAGGAUCAGGAGUUCACAGUGAGCACGCACGGCGUCGGUGGUCAGGGCAAGAUGGAUGUGAAGAUCACCUCGCCCUCUCGUCGGCCAAUCCCCUGCAAGCUGGAGUCUGACACGGCCAACGAAGUGCACACUGUGAAGUACAUUCCCCCUGAGGAGGGCCCCUACAAAGUGGACAUCAGCUAUGAUGGGAACCCUGUGCCUGGGAGCCCCUUCACUGUGGAGGGGGUGAUGCCCCCUGACCCCUCAAAGGUGCGUGCCUAUGGCCCAGGCCUCCAGGGGGGCAUGGUGGGAAAGCCGGCCCCCUUCGCCAUUGACACCAAGGGUGCGGGCACCGGCGGGCUGGGCCUGACCGUGGAGGGGCCAUGCGAGGCCAAGAUCGAGUGCCAGGACAACGGCGACGGGUCCUGCUCUGUCUCCUACCUGCCCACAGAGCCCGGCGAAUACGCCAUCAACAUCCUGUUUGCCGAGCAGCACAUCCCCGGCUCCCCCUUCAAGGCCAUGGUACAGUCCGUGUUUGACCCCAGUAAGGUCACGGCCUGUGGGCCAGGCCUGGAGAGAGGGAAGGUCAACGAGGCAGGGUCGUUUGUAGUGGACUGCGCCAAGGCUGGGGACGCCGAGCUGACCAUUGAGAUUAUUUCCGAUUCGGGGUCGAAGGCGGAGGUGCGUGUUCAGAACAACAGUGAUGGGACCUAUUCUAUCACGUACAUCCCACAGUUCCAUGGCAUGUAUACUAUCACCAUUAAAUAUGGGGGCCACGCCGUGCCCAAGUUCCCCACCCGUGUGCAAGUGGACCCAGCCGUGGAUACCAGCGGGGUGAAGGUGUACGGACCAGGAGUGGAACCCAGAGGGGUCCUGAGGGAGGUGACCACCCAUUUCAUCGUGGAUGCCCGUGCCAAGAGCAAGACUGGGGGCAGCCAUGUCAAGGCCCGCAUCGUCAACCCUACAGGCGCCAACACAGACGCCUACAUCACUGACAAGGGGGAAGGCACCUAUAGAGUGGAAUACACGGCCUAUGAGGAUGGGAUGCACCUGAUUGAGGUGCUGUAUGAUGAUGUGGCAGUGCCUAACAGUCCGUUCCGUGUCCCGGUAACGGAGGGUUGUGACCCCAGCCGCGUCAGAGCCUACGGUCCUGGUCUGGAGGAGGGCCUGGUCAACAAACCGAACCGCUUCACUGUGGAAACCAGGGGUGCUGGUACAGGGGGUCUGGGCCUGGCCAUCGAGGGUCCAUCAGAGGCUAAGAUGUCUUGUAAGGACAAUAAAGAUGGCAGCUGCAGUGUGGAGUACAUCCCCUUCACCCCGGGAGACUAUGAUGUCAACAUUACCUUCGGAGGCUUGCCCAUCCCAGGGAGUCCUUUCCGUGUGCCUGUGAGAGAGCUGGUGGACCCAAGUAAGGUGAGGUGUUCAGGCCCAGGGCUGGGUAGUGGAGUCAGAGCCCAUGUUCUUCAGACCUUCACGGUGGACACCAGCAAGGCUGGCCUCGCCCCUCUGGGAGUGGUGCUGUACGGACCAACUGGAGUGGCUGAGCCAGUGAACAUCACAGAUAAUGGAGACGGAACACACACAGCGACCUACACACCGGCCAAGGACGGCCCGUACACCGUGUGUGUGAAGUACGCUGACCAGGAGGUCCCUCGCAGUCCGUAUAAGAUCAAGACAUUGCCUGCCCAUGAUGCCAGUAAGGUGCGUGCCAGUGGGCCAGGUUUGAAUGCCCAGGGUGUGCCUGCCAGCCUGCCCGUGGAGUUCACCAUCGAUGCCCGCGAUGCUGGCGAAGGCCUGCUCACUGUGCAGAUACUGGGUCCGGAUCGGUCCAGGCGCGAGGCCUCAGUGUUUGUGGAGGACUGGGGCAGGAGGGUAUGGGAGAAGCAUAUAGUCAAGGGGACCAUACCCUUCAGUAUUCUUAAGAAAGGCUCCGACCCAGAAGGCAAGCCGAAAAAGGCCAAUAUCCGUGACAACAGAGAUGGGACGUACACAGUGUCCUAUGUACCAGACAUGACAGGGCGCUACACCAUCACCAUCAAGUAUGGAGGAGACGAGAUUCCCUACUCACCCUAUCGUAUCCAUGCCCUGCCCAUUGGAGACGCCAGCAAGUGUCUGGUCACAGUUUCCAUUGGAGGACAUGGAUUGGGUUCAGGCCUCGGACCCACCAUCCAGAUCGGCGAGGAGACCGUCAUCACCGUGGACGCAAAAGCUGCUGGGAAGGGAAAGGUGACCUGUAAGGUGUCGACGCCAGAUGGGGCGGAGCUAGACGUGGACGUGGUGGAGAAUUCCGAUGGAACUUUUGACAUCUACUACACGGCUCCGGAACCUGGGAAAUACGUCAUCACCAUCCGCUUUGGAGGAGAACACAUUCCAAACAGCCCCUUCCACGUGGUGGCCAGUGAUACCGUCCCUAUAAUAGAGGAACCGUGUGACAAGCUCCAGUUACAACAGCCCUACCAGGCCUACCAGGGCUACCCCCCUCACUGGGCCACAGAAGAGCCCGUCACCCCCGGCGAUAUCAUGGAGCCUAUGCUCCGCCCCUUCAACCUGGUCAUUCCGUUCACUGUUCAGAAGGGAGAGACCACAGGUGAGGUGCGAAUGCCCUCAGGUAAGACAGCCCGUCCUAACAUCACAGACAACAAGGAUGGGACAGUAACAGUGAAGUACGCCCCUACAGAGAAAGGCCUGCAUGAGAUGGACAUCAAAUAUGACGGAAACCACAUCCCAGGAAGUCCCCUCCAGUUCUAUGUAGAUGCCAUUAACAGUGGUCAUGUGACAGCCUAUGGUCCUGGUCUGAGCCACGGCAUGGUCAACAAACCUGCCACCUUCACCAUCGUCACGAAGGAUGCAGGGGAAGGUGGUCUGUCCCUGGCGGUGGAGGGUCCCUCUAAGGCAGAGAUCAACUGUAAGGAUAAUAAGGAUGGAACCUGUACUGUGUCCUACCUUCCCACUGUACCAGGAGACUACAACAUCAUUGUCAAGUUUGACAACAAACACAUCGCCGGCAGCCCCUACACUGCCAAGAUCACAGGAGAUGACACUAUGAGGACAUCCCAGCUCAACGUCGGCACGGCAACAGACGUGUCAUUGAAGAUCUCAGAGACAGACCUGAGCAGCCUGACAGCGAGCAUCAGAGCACCGUCGGGCAACGAGGAACCCUGCCUCCUCAAGAGACUGCCCAAUCGACACAUCGGUAUCUCAUUCACUCCUAAGGAGGUAGGGGAGCAUGUUGUGAGUGUGAUGAAGAACGGGACGCACGUGACCAACAGCCCUUUCAAGAUCAUGGUGGGCCAGUCAGAGAUCGGUGACGCCAGCAAGGUCAAAGUGUUUGGCCAGGGACUGGUGGAGGGACACAUCUUUGAGGUGGCUGAGUUCAUAGUUGACACCAGGAACGCAGGUUAUGGUGGUCUGGGCCUGUCUAUCGAGGGUCCCAGUAAGGUGGAUAUUAACUGUGAGGAUGUGGAGGAUGGUACCUGUAAGGUGACCUACUGUCCUACUGAACCAGGAAACUACAUCAUCAACAUCAAGUUCGCCGAACAGCACGUCCCAGGAAGUCCUUUCACGGUGAAGGUGUGUGGUGAGGGCAGGGUGAAGGAGAGCAUCACUAGGAAGAGACAUGCUCCAUCCAUUGCUACUGUGGGCAGCACCUGUGACCUCAACCUCAAAAUACCAGGUAAUUGGUUCCAGAUGGUGUCGGCCCAGGAGCGGCAUACGCGCACGUUCACGCGCAGCAGUCACACGUACACACGCACGGAGCGCACAGAGAUUAGUAAGACACAGGCGGGGGAAACCAAGCGGGAGGUGCGCGUGGAGGAGAGUACCCAGGUCGGGGGAGACCCCUUCAGGGACGUGUUUGGAGAGUUCCUGGGUAGUCAGAGUCUCACAGGCUUCAGUGGGAUACCAGCCACCUCCAGACAGCCUCAAGAGGGUGUGUGUGUGACACAAGAGGGUGACCAGGGGACCCAGGAGAUGACGGCCCAGGUGACCAGUCCGGGGGGAAAGACGGAGGACGCAGAGAUCAUCGACGGCGAGGACAGCACCUACAGCGUCCGCUUCAUCCCCCAGGAGAUGGGGCCCCACACGGUCAACGUCAAGUACAGGGGCCAGCAUGUCCCCGGGAGCCCCUUCCAGUUCACCGUGGGGCCCCUGGGAGAGGGAGGGGCACACAAGGUCCGGGCUGGGGGCACGGGGCUGGAUAGAGGAGUUGCAGGAGUGGCAGCUGAGUUUAGUAUCUGGACCAGAGAGGCUGGUGCAGGAGGUCUGUCCAUCGCUGUAGAGGGGCCCAGUAAGGCAGAGAUCAGCUUUGAAGACAGGAAGGAUGGAUCCUGCGGAGUGGCCUAUGUGGUGCAGGAACCAGGUGACUAUGAGGUGUCCAUUAAGUUUAAUGAUGAGCACAUCCCAGACAGUCCCUUCAUGGUCCCCAUCGCCACUCUGUCUGAUAACUCACGCCGCCUUACAGUCACCAGCCUACAGGAGAUGGGGUUGAAGGUGGGCCAGGAGGCGUCGUUCGCGGUGCAGUUGAACGGGGCGAGGGGGUUGAUAGAUGCUAAGGUUCACACCCCGUCCGGAGCUGUAGAGGAGUGUUAUGUUACUGAGCUGGACAGCGACCAGCACGCCAUCCGGUUUAUCCCGAGGGAGAACGGAGUCCACUCCAUCGAAGUGCGUUUCAACGGGAGCCACAUUCCCGGUAGUCCCUUCAAGAUCCGUGUGGGAGAGAUCGGACAGGUCGGAGACCCGGGAAUGGUGUCUGCCUUCGGACCUGGACUGGAAGGAGGAACCACAGGCGUGGCGUCAGAUUUUGUAGUGAACACAUGUAAUGCGGGGUCGGGUGCUCUGUCAGUGACCAUCGAUGGGCCGUCCAAGGUCAAGAUGGACUGUCAGGAUUGUCCCGAGGGUUACAAGGUCACCUACACACCCAUGGCCCCCGGCAGCUAUCUCAUCACCAUCAAAUACGGAGGACCAUCCCACAUCGUAGGCAGCCCCUUCAAGGCUAAAGUCACAGGUGCUCGUCUCUCUGGUGGUCACAGUCUACAUGAAACCUCGUCCGUUCUUGUGGAGACAGUAACCAAGACGUCGUCGUCUUCGUCGUCGAUGGACGUGGCCUAUGGCCCUAAGUUCUCUUCGGAUGCCAGUAAGGUGGUCUCCCGGGGCGCCGGCCUAUCAAAGGCCUUUGUAGGACAGAAGAACACCUUCACAGUAGAUUGCAGCAAAGCAGGAACUAACAUGUUGAUGGUGGGGGUACACGGCCCAAAGACCCCGUGUGAAGAGGUCUACGUUAAACAUCUGGGCAACAGGAUGUACAACGUCACCUACACCGUCAAAGAACAGGGCAACUACAUCCUCAUCGUCAAAUGGGGGGAUGAAAAUGUCCCCGGCAGCCCCUUCCAUGUCACCGUCCCCUAAAAUGGACUCAUCCAUCCCAUCCCUGCUGUAUCCCAGAAUGGACUAGUCCAACACCCCCACAGACACACUAAAGAUACAAAAACUUUUUCCGUCUGUCCAGGGGGGAAUUAAUUUACCCAUCAUGCAUUGUGGCAAAUUACUCUGAUAACUUAUCCUGGUGACAUCACAAAGAUCUGCGGUGCCAAUCCUACUAUGUAUGCGCCACCCCUAUUUUCUACGCACCACCCACCAACCAGGCAUCCUGUUGCUGUUUACUUUCAAUGAGAGAGAAUGUACAAAGAGAAGUCAAAAGUAAAAUCAUGUUUUCUGUCUGUAUCGGCCUAUGUUAGUAUUUUCAGAGCACAAACACAGUAUGCAGUCACCAACAUGUGCUUUAUAGUUAGUCCUCCAAAGGUAUCCCCCACUGCCUGUACUGGCCUGGCCAAAAUGGCUGCCUUUACAUGAGGGAAGAUGGCUGUGAUGUCACUGUCUGGGUCACAGACAGACAGAGAGGAGUUAUUUACCUUUAUUUAUUCAGUCCUUUUAUUUUCUUUGACAGAAAAUGGUCUUAUAUUGUUUCAAAGGAGAAGGUUUCAGUCGAUGUUAGAAACUAUUCUCCCUCAUACCGGGCCUUCCUGUGUCAUUUCGGGUGUAACCAUGGACACAGAGAUGUGGUUGGCCAAGGAUUUUGUACCCAGGAAGAGAGCACGGCAUAGCAAUCGGUUUAUCGUGUGAAUGUUUAAUUAAGAAGUCCACAGAGAGAUGCUACAGUGGAACAGUAUCAUUGAGUGACAUUUUAUAGUGAUUUUAUAUGUAUGAAAAUGAACAGAAAAAACUCUUAAUUGUUUGAUAUACUAACCUUCUGUUUGGUACGGAUGUGCAGCCAUAAUAAAACGUUUAACUGCUAACUUACCACUGAAAACCCAAAA